Molecule: messenger RNA, 2538 nt
Organism: Neltuma alba
Lineage: Eukaryota; Viridiplantae; Streptophyta; Magnoliopsida; Fabales; Fabaceae
Product: exocyst complex component EXO70H1-like
Exons: 1
Coding region: 535-2463 (642 amino acids)
Biological process (GO): exocytosis
Cellular component (GO): exocyst
Molecular function (GO): phosphatidylinositol-4,5-bisphosphate binding
Source: RefSeq, a predicted model, not a curated record
UGCACACAGUCGAGUAUAUAUAAAAACUGGCUUAAUACUACCUCCGGUGAGUUUGAGAAACCAAUUGGUCGUUGCAGCUGUUAAUUAUAGAAGGCUUGAAGCCGAAAAGGGAAAGAAGUUACAGGAGGCUCUAUUGUGGGAAACGGGAUGCGGAAUUCAAGGUCAAGGUCCUCAAGUUAUAACCUGACUGGGACGUAAUUAACGAUCCACAAGACGCAACCGCCGGUCCAUGUGGGACUCGGUAAGAGUCAACUUGUGUGGCUCUGUAGGAAGCAUUCUAGAGAUUUCAGUAUUGGACAAUACAAUACUAUUCCAUCCCUGCAUAUUCAUUCACACGCUUGCAUAAAGUUCCUCCCAAAGAAGCCACGGCGUCGUUUCACUCUCUCCAUUCCCCUCUCUAUCUUAUAUAUACCCCUCCCACCACCACAACAUUAACUUCCGGUCACCAUUUCAUUAAAGCCCGAACUCCCUGACACCGACCUGCGCCCCCUCCCCCACCUUCCGAACAAUCACACUUAUUAUCUCGAAAACGAAAUGAAAAGCAUCUGCUUUCACCCCACGACGCCUUCCUUCUCCGCCACGACCAGCUCUAAUCACUCGCUAUCCUCCGACGCGAGCUCCUCGACGGCAAUGAGCUUUUCUGACUCCAGCAUAGACCGGUGCAUCGAGGAUGCCCAGGCCUUGAUCCACAAGUGGAACCCACAAACUUCUGCCUAUGCCAAAAUCACAUCCCUCUUCUACGACGAUAAAUCUGAGGCCAUGCAUUACAUCAAGUGCGUCAACCAGCUCCACAAGGCCAUGCAUCUUCUCCACUCCCACCAGAAUCCACUCUCCUCCCAAAAGCUCAUUCUCGCCAACAACUUGAUGCAGCUGGCCAUGAAGAGGCUUCAAAAGGAGUUCUACCAAAUCCUAUCCAUCAACCGGGCCUUCUUAGACCCCGAAUCACUCUCCACCGUUAGGACAUCAUCCGCCUCCGUCAGUUCCACCGUUUCCGAUUUCGACGUCGAAGAUGCUACUGCUCCUGAGGACGACCUACGAAUUGCCGUCGAUUCCAUCUCUGAACUGGAACAAGUUUCUACGCUCGCCACCAGGGAUCUUAGGUCUAUAGCCACGUGUAUGAUCUCUUGCGGAUAUGCGAAAGAAUGUUUGAAGGUCUAUAGGGUCAUUCGAAAAUCCAUCAUCGAUGAAGGCAUUUAUCGGUUGAACUUGGAUAAAUUGAAGCCUUCCCAAGUUAAUAAGAUGGACUGGCAGAUUCUUGAUUUGAAAAUCAAGAUAUGGUUAGAGGCAGUGAAGGUUGCAGUGAGGACGCUCUUCAACGGAGAGAGGAAGCUGUGCGAUGAUGUCUUCGCCACUUCGGAUUCCAUCAGAGAGAGUUGCUUCGCCGAUAUUUCCAAAGACGGAGCCUCUAUUCUAUUCGCAUUCCCCCAGCACGUCGUCUCCAAAGUUAAGAACUCGCCGCCGGAGAAGAUGUUUCGGGUGCUUGACAUGCACAUUGCGUUGACUUCACUAUUGCCGGAGAUCCAAUCCAUCUUCUCUUUCUACUCGACCUCCGAAAUUUUAAAUCAAGUCCAAAAUUCUCUGCUCCGACUCAGCGAAUCCGUCCGAACGAUGCUUUCACAUUUCGAGUCCACGAUCCAAAAGGACCCAUCUAAGUCGUUGGCAAAAUCGGGAGGAGUUCACCCGCUGACCACACAAGCUAUGGACUGCCUCUCAAUCCUCUCGGAUUACAGUAACGUCCUCUCCGAGAUAUUCGCCGACUGGAGUCCACCGCCAAAGUCGCCAGUGCCAGAGUAUUUACUAGAAAGUCCAGAUUCUAACGAAGCGUCAUCAACGAUGCCAUCGUUCUCCGCUAGAAUACCUUGGCUGAUUUUCGUUCUUCUCUGUAAGCUCGACAGCAAGACAAAGCAUUGCAAGUGCGCUUCACAAUCGUACCUGUUUCUGGCAAACAAUCUCCAGCACGUGAUAGACACAGCAAGAAACUCGAACUUGCAAUACGUGCUGGGCGACGAGUGGAUCGGGAAGCACGAAGCGAAGGUGAAGGGAUUCGUAAAUAAGUACGAGAAGUUGGCGUGGGCCGAAGUAAUUUCGUGCUUGCCGAGAAAUCCAAAGGCUGCGAUGACGGCGGAAGAGGCGAGGGUCAUAUUCAGGAACUUCAACUUCCGUUUUGAGGAGGCAUACCGGAAGCAGAAUUCAUACACGGUACCGGCCAGGAGAUUAAGAGAGGAAAUCAGGGAAUCGAUAGCGCGAAAAAUGGUGCCGAUGUACGAGGAGUUUUAUAUGACGCACAGGACGACUGUGGGAUCAGUGAGAGAGAUGACAAAGUAUGUGACAUUUCAACCCGACGACGUCAAAGGUUAUCUGGCGAACUUGUUCUUUGCCGGUAUAAAUUCUGGCAGCGUGACGACGUCGUCUUCCCCGUCAUUGUCUGCUUCGUUGGCAUCAUCUCCUCGACGGCAGCAUUAGAUUGGACGAAGUGAGGGAUCAGAGUCAAUCAAGACCACGUAAGCAGAUUGGAUUUUUUUUUUUUUAUGUGUGAUG